Molecule: messenger RNA, 918 nt
Organism: Vicia faba (fava bean)
Lineage: Eukaryota; Viridiplantae; Streptophyta; Magnoliopsida; Fabales; Fabaceae
Source: the annotation of a GenBank genome assembly
AUGGGUUUCUCAAAAAUCAAAUCUUUCGGCGAUUUGGGUUUCACCAUUUGUGGCCGAUUGGGUCGGUUCUCGGUUGAUUCCAUGAUUGUUCUUACUCAAGCUGGGUUUUGUGUUAGCUAUCUGAUUUUCAUUUCUUCCACUUUGGCUUUUCUCGCCGCCGGUGACUCUACCGGAGAAACGAUUCCGGUGUUUUUGGGUUUCACUCCGAAGGUUUUGUUCCUUUGGGGGUGUUUUCCUUUUCAAUUAGGCUUGAAUUCGAUUAAGACUUUGACCCAUUUAGCUCCUUUGAGUAUUUUUGCUGAUGCUGUUGAUAUAAGUGCCAAGAGUGUUGUUAUGGUGGAAGAUGUUUUUGUUUUCAUGAAUAAUAGGCCUAGUUUAGAUGCUUUUAAGGGUUUCUCUGUGUUUUUCUAUGGGAUAGGUGUGGCUGUUUAUGCUUUUGAAGGGAUAGGAAUGGUUUUGCCUUUGGAAAGUGAGACUAAGAAUAAGGAGAAGUUUGGUAGGGUGUUAGGUUUAGGGAUGGGUAUGAUUUCUCUCUUGUUUGGUGCUUUUGGUUUGUUGGGUUACUUUGCUUUUGGUGAAGAAACUAAGGAUAUUAUUACUACUAACUUGGUCAAGGUGUUUGAGAGAAGGUUUUGGGAUUCUAGGUAUUGUUUGUGGUUGAGGUGGUUGUUGGUUUUGGUUGUGAGUUUGGUGGCUCUUUUCGUGCCUAAUUUUGCUGAUUUUCUUUCACUUGUUGGAAGUAGUGUUUGUGUUGUUCUUGGAUUUGUGUUGCCUGCUUUGUUUCAUUGUAUGGUUUUCAAGGAGGAGUUGGGUUGGAGAUGCAUGGUUUCUGAUGGGGCUAUUAUGGUUUUUGGGUUUGUUGUUGCUGUUUAUGGAACCUAUAGCUCUGUGUCAGAGAUUCUUUCUCCUAAGGCGUGA